This is a messenger RNA of Sebastes umbrosus (honeycomb rockfish), 2296 nucleotides long. RefSeq lists its product as uncharacterized. The record is from RefSeq and is a predicted model, not a curated record. Lineage: Eukaryota; Metazoa; Chordata; Actinopteri; Perciformes; Sebastidae. The transcript is spliced from 2 exons. Bases 572 to 1846 code for a protein of 424 amino acids.
AGCAGUUUUUGAUCUAGAUUCAUAGUUUCCUGUUACACUGAGUUGGAAUUUCCACACUGUAGACAUGUGAUAAGAGAUUAUGGAAUAGUUUUGACAGGUUGAGCCAGUCUGAUUGUACAGUAUCAUGGCCAGGAGGUGGACAUAUUUACAGUCACAUCACAGCAACAGAGUCUGUCUGUAAAUUUGCACUUGCAUACACAUUACUGAGGAGUUUCAUGGCAUUUGUGUAUUCAUUGCUGGUGUUAAAUAUUACUUUCUGAAAUUAUUUUAGAUAUAUCAUGUUGACAGAGGAGGACAGGUGAACUUAUUUUGUUGAGUUUGCUCAUUUUUGAUCGACUGUGAACAGCUGUCUGGUCCAGGGUUCACUACUAAUGUAAACAACAAAAAUAUUGAUCUGCAGCCAUGGGGCAGAGAGAUUCACUGACUUGUGUAAUGAUCAUGUAAAAACGUUAUAUACGGAUAUAUCUAACAUUGUUGGGGGGUUUACUAACAGCAGAGUGCCUGGCAUUCCUGAGCUUCUCCACCCCGAGGCAAAAAGAAAACCAGUAUUUCGAUACGUUGACCUGCGUGUAUGUGUUGUGUUGUUGCAGCCAUGGAUGGUGUGUUGGAAGGAGCGGCAGUGUUGUGUGUGUGCAAACUGGCCUGCAGUCUCCUCUUCCUGCCCUCAUUGGCUGCCUCCUACAGUCCCGUCAGCUUCUGCUGCUGCUGCCUCCUGGUCUUCACCGACUUCCUGGUCACAGUAUUUCUGAGUUUCAUUUGCAUCUUUGAAUCCUGGCAAACUGAGCUGACCCCACUGGGUGAUAUCAUUGCCCUGCGCUUCCUGCUUUUUCUCAGCCACACAUACGGUGUGGUGCUGCUCCUGACCACACCUCUGAUUGCAGUGGAAACUCUGACCAGACUGCUAUGGCCUCACUCUGUUGUCGCUCACAGGACAGUGAGCCAAACGGCGGGCUCUGAUGGACAACGUUAUGUUUGGGAGGUAACUGCGGAAGAAGAGGAGGAUAGUAAAGACAACAAAGACAAAGAAAAGAGGUUGUCUCGUCAUGCUGUCAGCUACCUCUGCUGCCUGUCAGUGUGGGUCCUCGUCGCCCUCGAUGUCAGGUGGCAAUGGAAGCGGGAGGAGGUGUGGACUGUUGUCUGUUUGCACACAACCAACUCCCUCAUCAGAUGUUUGCCCACCCUGUUCAGCCCCAUGUCCACCACUCUAAAUCCCUGCUGGGGUAUGGCCUUCCUCUCCCUCCUCCUGCUCCUCCUGACCACGAGCACAGGUCUGCUCAGUCGACUCUGGGCCCCUGCAAGGACACACACAGAGAAAAAUGGAGUUAACAAUAACGGCGACAGUUGCUGGCAAGACAUCGUUCCAGCACUGUCUGCGCCCUCCAAGCCUCCAAACCCUGAGCCAGCACAGUGUGUUGACCCAGGGAAAACAGAGAGCAGCUGCACCGUUCACAGAGCGUAUUCCUGGAACAGCGUGCAGAUGUCGGUGCAUCACCAUGGAGACUUUGUCCUCAACUCCCCAGAGUGUUUGUCUGCAGCGAGAGGACGACAGGAGCACGAAAGGGCAAAGAAAGGUAUACCUCUGACAUUUAUCACGGAGGAACAUGUGGACUCACAGUGCAGGAGCCAAAGUGGGUGGCGACAGUGGGCUUUUCCCUGCCCAGGGGUGAAUGUAAUGAUCGGGUUCAUGGGUGUGUUCUCCAUCUUUGUGCUGCCUCUACACCUCAGUGUGAACAUUCUUCUGAUCAGGACUAUAGAGACUCUGCUGGAGCGGUGUAUCAAAUCUUUGAUUUCAUCUGCAGCAAACACAAGCAACGCUUCCACCUCUCACAAUGAAACACUUGUAUAAAACCAGACUGGUGAGAGGCAAAAGUGGACCCUGAUUGGAGGCUAUAUGCGACACGAUCACUGGAUUAAUAUUUCAUGUGUACACAGCAAGUCAACCUGUCAACACUGACUUGAAUAGAGUGUAAAUAAGAAUUCAUGAACAGCUAUUCACAUGUGAGGAAUAAUAUGUGGAAACUGCCGAAAGGUGCAGGUUGAGGCGUGUUUGCUAGUAACUAAACCACCUGACUGAAACAGACGGCUGGAAGGCCCAUUUUUAUUGUUCAGAGCCGUAAGAUCUGCAGCGAUUUGUCAUUACACAAUGGGUUAUAGAAUGAGCCUCUCCAGCGUAAAUAUGACUAAUCCAGGGGCAAACAGUGUUUUGAAAGAAGUAAUAUGAAGUGUGCUGAUGCUGCGUCACAUAAACCCUGCAUAAAGCAAUGUAUAAAUAAAUACUGAGUGACUUGAGGGUGUA